AUGGGUGAAGAAAGCUUGAAGAGAAGAAAAGGAGAGGACAAAGGAAGAGAGGACAGACAAUCCAUCCAGAGUCAUGAGCCCCAAACGAUGAACCUACAGAAGCAGGUGGGCCUGAUUAGUGGAAUCUGUAUGAUUGUGGGUACCAUUAUUGGCUCAGGUAUCUUCGUUUCUCCAAAAUCAGUUCUUGCCAAUGUGGAAGCUGUGGGUCCUUGUUUAACCAUCUGGGCAGCCUGUGGAGUUCUGGCAACAUUAGGUGCACUUUGUUUUGCUGAGCUUGGUACAAUGAUCACAAAGUCUGGGGGAGAAUAUCCUUAUCUCAUGGAGGCGUUUGGGCCAAUUCCAGCCUUUCUGUUCUCUUGGACGAGCUUGCUGGUCACAAAACCCAGCUCCUUUGCCAUCAUCUGCCUCAGCUUUGCAGAAUAUGCAUCAGCUCCUUUUUACCCAGGCUGUGACCCACCCCAGGCAGUCAUCAAGUGUCUGGCAGCUGCUGCUAUUGUGGUAAUUACAAUUGUGAAUUCAUUGAGUGUGAAGCUGGGAAGUUACCUCCAGAAUUUUCUCACAGCUGCUAAAAUGAUCAUUGUCACAAUCAUUAUUGUAAGUGGAAUUGUUCUCCUUGCACAAGGAAAAACAGAUAACUUUAAAGAUUCUUUCAAGGGCAGUAAAAUUUCUGUUAGUUCUAUCAGUUUGGCAUUUUAUAAUGGACUCUGGGCAUAUGAUGGAUGGAAUCAACUCAAUUACAUCACAGAGGAACUUAAAAAUCCAUACAGAAAUCUGCCACUGUCUAUAAUUAUCGGAAUCCCCUUGGUCACAGUUUGUUAUGUUCUGAUAAAUGUUUCCUAUUUCACUGUGAUGACUUCAACAGAGCUCCUGCAGUCCCAAGCUGUUGCUGUGACAUUUGGGGACAGAGUCCUUUAUCCAGCCUCUUGGAUAGUUCCUCUCUUUGUGGUAUUUUCCACACUUGGAUCUGCCAAUGGCACCUGUUUCACUGCAGGCAGACUUGUGUACGUUGCAGGUCGUGAGGGGCACGUGCUGAAGAUUCUGUCCUACAUCAGUGUCAAGCAUUUAACACCAGCACCUGCCAUUAUAUUUUAUGGGGCCAUUGCUAUUAUUUAUGUUAUUCCUGGUGACAUUAAUUCCCUCAUAAAUUACUUCAGUUUUGCAGUCUGGAUAUUUUAUGGUUUAACUGUACUUGCACUAAUUGUUAUGAGGUUUACAAGGAAGGAACUCAAGAGACCUAUCAGGGUCCCCAUCAUCAUUCCUGUCAUAGUGACACUGGUGUCAAUUGUGCUGGUACUGGCACCAAUCAUCAGUGCACCUGAACUGCCCUAUUUGUACUGUACUUUAUUUAUACUUAGUGGACUUAUAGUUUAUGCACUUUUUGUUCAUUUAAAAUUCAGAUGGGCACAAAAAAUUUCAAAGCCCAUCACUAUGCACCUCCAGAUGCUUUUGGAAGUCGUUCCAGAAGAAGAUGUUCCUGAAUGA
Molecule: messenger RNA, 1482 nt
Organism: Melozone crissalis (California towhee)
Lineage: Eukaryota; Metazoa; Chordata; Aves; Passeriformes; Passerellidae
Gene: SLC7A9
Product: solute carrier family 7 member 9
Exons: 12
Coding region: 1-1482 (493 amino acids)
Biological process (GO): amino acid transmembrane transport
Cellular component (GO): membrane
Molecular function (GO): L-amino acid transmembrane transporter activity
Source: RefSeq, a predicted model, not a curated record